GAUGGAAACCACAAUCAUGUGGGAGGAACAGGUUGAAAAGGCCUUUUUCCUUUGUUGAACAGAAGGGAAUCUGAAAAUUGUCUUGAUGAUGGAAGCAUAUGAGAGAACUACACAGGUGAGAUAUGGCAACACUGAAACAUCCAUUGAUAGGUGAACGGAUAAAGAAAAAGUGGUGGACAUGCACAGUGGAAUAGUGUUCAACCUUGAAAAAGGACAUUUUGACACAUUCUCCAUUAGCAAUGAACCUGAAGACAUGCUAAUUUUCAUAAACCAGUCACAAAAGGAGAAAUUCUGUUAAUUCUACUUAUAUGAGUUAUUGAUGGUCAUCCCAAGUCCGAAGCAGACUGAUUCUCCUUCAGAUGUAUGGUGAGAACGUAAAUAUAGCAGUCCAAUGCUACACUGCAAUGCCCACAUCAUUCACCUCACUUCAUGUCGUCACAUGGGAAUUUCAUCAUCUCACAUCAUUACAAGAAGGACCUAGACAAGUAGAGCACAGUAAUGGGGAACCACACAAGAGUGACAGUGUUCAUCCUAGCAGGUUUGACUGAUGAUCCACAGCUGGAGGUGGUGGUGUUUACCUUCCUGCUGCUCACCUACCUGCUCAGCAUCACUGGCAAUCUGAUCAUCAUCACACUCACCCUGCUGGAUACUCACCUCAAGACCCCCAUGUACUUCUUCCUUCGGAAUUUUUCCUUCCUAGAAAUUUCCUAUACCACUACAUGCAUCCCUAAAUUGCUGGUGAUGAUGGCAACUGGGGACAAAACCAUUUCCUAUAACAGUUGUGCAGCUCAGGUGUUUUUUGCCUUCCUUCUCGGAGCAUCUGAAUUUUACCUGCUGGCAGCCAUGUCCUAUGACCGCUAUGUUGCCAUCUGUAAGCCCCUGCAUUACACAGCCAUCAUGAGCACUAAAAUCUGCACACAGCUUGUCUUCUGUUGUUGGCUUGCAGGUUUUUUUGUCAUCUUACCACCACUCCUCUUAGGCCUAAACAUUGAUUUCUGUGACUCCAACACUGUUGAUCAUUUCUACUGUGACACAUCUCCCCUCCUGCAGAUCUCCUGCUCAGACACACAGCUGUUUGAGACAAUGGGAUUCGUUUCUGCUGUGAUGACACUCCUGGUUACCUUGGCAAUGGUGAUAAUAUCAUAUACGUAUAUUGCGAUAACAGUUCUAAAAAUCCCUUCAGCCAAUCAGAGGAAAAAGACUUUCUCAACAUGUUCUUCUCACAUGAUUGUGAUCUCCCUUUCUUAUGGCAGCUUCAUCUUCAUGUAUGUUAAACCAUCAGUGAAACAGAGAGUAUCUUUUUCCAAGGGAAUUGCAGUUCUCAAUACCUCUGUUGCACCACUUUUGAACCCUUUCAUCUACACCUUAUGGAACCAACAGGUAAAAAAAUCCUUCAUGAAUAUGAUACACAGGGUUGUUUCUCUCCCAAACAAAUGA
Messenger RNA from Manis pentadactyla (Chinese pangolin), 1437 nucleotides. RefSeq names its product olfactory receptor 6C74-like. Gene Ontology annotation, cellular component: membrane. Gene Ontology annotation, molecular function: olfactory receptor activity; G protein-coupled receptor activity. Lineage: Eukaryota; Metazoa; Chordata; Mammalia; Pholidota; Manidae. Gene Ontology annotation, biological process: G protein-coupled receptor signaling pathway. The record is from RefSeq and is a predicted model, not a curated record. The transcript has 4 exons. The coding region runs from base 499 to 1437 and encodes 312 amino acids.